This is a messenger RNA of Clupea harengus (Atlantic herring), 537 nucleotides long. RefSeq names its product mitochondrial pyruvate carrier 2-like. Gene Ontology annotation, biological process: pyruvate import into mitochondria. The record is from RefSeq and is a predicted model, not a curated record. Lineage: Eukaryota; Metazoa; Chordata; Actinopteri; Clupeiformes; Clupeidae. Gene Ontology annotation, cellular component: mitochondrial inner membrane.
AUCUUUCAUUAGACAUGAUUCGAGGAGUCAAGGAGAUCCUGCGGUCGCAGAGUGUGCGGUAUUACUCGGUAGGACUCAAAUCUGUUUAUCGGAAAACUUUAGAUAAUGUCGAGCAGAUUCUACCUGCGAAAUUAAGACCAUUCUACAAUCAUCCAGCAGGUCCCAAGACAGUCUUCUUCUGGGCUCCGUGGUUUAAAUGGGGAUUGGUAGUUGCUGGCCUGGCUGACUUCACUCGCCCUGCAGAGAAACUCAGCGUAUCUCAAUCUGGAGUGCUGACAGCCACGGGCUUCAUAUGGUCACGCUACUCCUUAGUCAUCGUCCCACGCGUCUGGAACCUCUUUGCUGUGAAUUUCUUCCUCGGCCUGGCUGGCUCAUCUCAACUCUUCAGGAUUUGGAGGUAUAAUCAAGAACUAAAGCAGAAGCUAGAAGCAUCGGAUCCGUGAGGACCCCAAAACUCCAUUCACAAAAAUGGGAAGAAACACGUAUUUGUUUCGUUAACAGCAUACUUUUACUAUUAAAACUUUUUUUUCCCCCAAA